This is a messenger RNA of Anarrhichthys ocellatus (wolf-eel), 1465 nucleotides long. Its product is annotated as 26S proteasome non-ATPase regulatory subunit 4-like. Gene Ontology annotation, cellular component: proteasome regulatory particle, base subcomplex; nucleus; cytosol. Gene Ontology annotation, molecular function: polyubiquitin modification-dependent protein binding. Gene Ontology annotation, biological process: proteasome-mediated ubiquitin-dependent protein catabolic process. The record is from RefSeq and is a predicted model, not a curated record. NCBI's taxonomy places the organism in Eukaryota, Metazoa, Chordata, Actinopteri, Perciformes, Anarhichadidae. Bases 60 to 1166 code for a protein of 368 amino acids. The transcript has 10 exons.
AAAGAAAACACCAUUACCCAUAAACCCUCACGAUGACGUUGUAAACCACGGACAUCAAGAUGGUGCUUGAAAGUACUAUGGUCUGUGUGGACAAUAGUGAGUACAUGCGCAAUGGAGACUUUCUGCCCACCCGGCUGCAGGCUCAGCAGGACGCAGUUAAUAUGGUCUGUCACUCCAAGACCCGCACCAACCCCGAAAACAACGUGGGCCUCAUCACCAUGGCAAACAACUGUGAGGUGCUGACCACACUGACUCCAGACACGGGCAGGAUACUGUCCAAGCUGCAUGCUGUGCAGCCUAUUGGAAAUAUCUGCUUCUGUACCGGCAUCAGGGUUGCACACUUGGCACUGAAGCACAGACAGGGCAAAAACCACAAGAUGCGCAUUAUUGCGUUUGUUGGCAGCCCAGUGGAGGACAACGAAAAAGAACUCGUCAAAAUGGCAAAGCGUCUAAAGAAGGAAAAGGUCAAUGUGGAUAUCAUUAACUUUGGAGAGGAGGAGAUGAACACAGAGAAGCUGACGGUCUUCAUCAACACACUGAAUGGCAAAGAGGGAGCAGGCUCCCACCUGGUCACUGUUCCUCCAGGCCCCAGUCUGGCUGAUGCCCUGCUGUCCUCACCCAUCCUGGCUGGAGAGGGAGGUGCAGUGUUGGGCCUGGGUGCUGGUGACUUUGAGUUUGGAGUGGAUCCCAGUGCAGACCCAGAGCUUGCCUUGGCUCUGAGAGUGUCUAUGGAGGAGCAGAGACAACGACAGGAGGAUGAAGCUCGCAGAGCCGCUGUCACAUCUACUGAAGCUGGUAUUGCCUCUCCUGCUGCAGAUGAGUCUGAUGAUGCCCUGUUGAAGAUGUCCGUUCCCCAAACAGAGUCAUCCACACCUGCUCUACCAGACUUCAGCCGCAUGACUGAGGAUGAACAGAUUGCCUAUGCUUUGCAGAUGUCCAUGCAGGGAGAAGGAGCAGAGGACAUGGACACAGGAGCUGACACCAGCAAGGCUAAGGAUGAAGAGGACUAUGAUGUUAUGCAGGAUCCAGAGUUUCUUCAGAGCGUCCUGGAAAACCUUCCCGGAGUCGACCCAAACAACGAGGCCAUCCGUAGCGCCAUGGGCUCCCUGGCUUCCCAGACAGGCUCUAAACCCGACAACAAGAAGGACGAGGAGAAAAAUAAAUGAACACCUAAAGAAGAACUUAAUAUAUGAUAUGAAUAAAAAAAGACCAGAGAAUUGCACCGCAUGUGUUAUUCACAGUUACAUUAUUACCCUCCUCCGUACAGGUACCAUUUUGUUUAUGUGGCUGUGUGCAGGCUGUGUAAACUGGAAACAAUGUUUGCUUUUUUUCAACUUAAGGUUAAAGGCCUAUUCUGAUUUCAUUUUUUGUGUCAAGCAGAAAUGCUUUCUUUUGAAUCUUUUGUAAUAUAGCUACUCAGUAAGAAGGCAGAUGUCCUCAAUAAAUUUACAUAAUACAAGGUGGU